Klebsormidium nitens is the source of this 1562-nucleotide messenger RNA. Lineage: Eukaryota; Viridiplantae; Streptophyta; Klebsormidiophyceae; Klebsormidiales; Klebsormidiaceae. The record is from the annotation of a GenBank genome assembly.
CCAAGUUCGUCCUAGAUGUCUACCCCUCCAGGUGAGGGCGGACUGGUCGUGUUUUGAAUUUGACGGCUGGAAGAAAGGACGUUCAAAUUCAAUGUGAAGAAUCCUAGCGUCAUGGAGACCAGGCAGGAGAGGACUCAGCAAAGCGGGGGAACAGGAAUUUUCUCGCGGACAACACAAGAUUUGAGGGUCCUUCGUGAGCUCUUGGUGCGCGUGAAAGAGACGCAGUAUCGUCCGAACGCAGACGAAUUGAAUGUGCUUUCCUGGUUGAACCGGCAGAUUCUGCUGGGUUAUGUUGGCGGGACGUUUCUGUUCACUCUCCCAGGCGUGCUUGCUUUCCGUUUCUGGCGUCCACAAACCCUUCUCCGCUUCACCGUUUCCUCUGGAGCAGCAUCAGCUGGCCUGGCCUAUGGCGGCUCUCUUGGGUACCCUCUAUUUACCAGAGACAAGCCUACAAAAAAACUCUUGGAACUUGACGGUUCUCCACUGCAAGGAGAGCUUGUUGCAAUCCUGCGUGAGAAGUACCCCAACCAUCCCGCCCUCGCUGCCCUGAACGCGAGACCAAACACGAGCGGAGUCAUGUACGAUGAGAACGGCGAACGAGCGUACCCGCGCCUGCCGCCAGCCCCCGAUAACGGGUCCCAACACGAGCCGAACUUCGGACCGUCGGACCGCGCUCGCACGGCCCAGCGUCCGGAGGGUGAGCCGGCCUCAGGGAGCGGACACAAGGAACGAGAGGAGAGAGGCGGUUUGCGCAAGAGGAUCCGUGCAGAUUUGGAACGGAGGAGGCAGCAGGGGGGGAUUUCGCCGGAGGGGGCAGGUCCAGUUGUGUUGGAGCGACAAGAGGAGAUGUCGGGGACGGGGAGAGGGGAAGGGAUGGGGUGGGAGAGGGAGCACCGCAUGGCACGAAGGGAAGAUGGUGGGAGUGAGUCGUCUCGGGUGAAUGUCCCCGCACAAGGGCGGCCGGAGCUGCGAAGACACACCGAGGUCACGGCCGAUACAUUCUUUUCUGAACCGCUUGACAUCGCAAUGGGAGGCGAUAUUGCUCCACUCCAGCCUUCAGUACAACAGAGUGACUCGGAGCACCACAAACGGCUAAGUCAGAUGAGUCGACAAGAGAGACGGGAGUACCUCAGGCACAGAGAGCUAGCGUCAAAAAGCAGAGGUUAUUUUGACGACAGGUCGGAUGACUCGACGGCGUCUCAAAGCGUUGAGCCGCCACAAAACCGACCAGGGAGUCGGAUGCACGGGCCGCCGCCGGUGCGCCUAGGGGUGGCAGAUGGGUUUGGUGUCUUGGGUUGGAAGUUUUGAAUCUGAGAUUGUCAGCCGGGGGAUCGAAAUCUAUUCUGCAAGAGAUGGUCAGCUGCCGGCCGUUUCCUUAAGGGGGCCGGAAUCUGAAGACUUUUUUAACAGAGCUAUGACCAUCAAUCUUUCUGCACGAUUACUCGUAGAUAAACGUCAGAUGGUACGACCACUGCAAGCUGGUGUCAGUGACAAUCCUUGUGCAAUUCAGUGCUUGUGCCAAGCCCAAUGUCAAACCUGAUGUGAAGCCGAGGAUAGGUCUG